AUGAUGUCUGAUGAAUUACAGAGAGUUGUGGUGAUCCACCAUGCAUCUAGUGACUUAAGUACAAAAGCACUUAAAUGGGCUAUCAAUGGCUUUUCACUUGAUCAUGGAGAUACCCUUACACUUGUUGCAAUUAUUCGCCAUGUAAAUAGUCCAACUAGUGCCCGAUUUCGUGCAAUAUUUGGUAAUGAUCAGAACAUUGUUGAGGAAGAAGUUGCUAAGAAGAAAGAAAAACUGCAUAAUCAUCCAUCCAUCAUGAAAGUUUCUGAGCAGUGUGAAAAACACAAGAUUCGGUUCUUGAUAGAAGUACUUCCGGGCAAGUUACCGGAGCAUGCUAUAAAUGCGGCCGUCCGAUUGAAAGCAACAUCGGUUAUACUUGAUAGAGAUAUGAAGAAAUAUAAGAAGGAUUUCAUGGAGAGUCUCUCUUGUGCUUUACUAAUAAUGAAAAGUGGUAACUCCAUUAAGCACUUGAGAGGGCCAAGGAAAACAAACAUUUCUUUUACAGGAUAUAACAAUUCAGGUCCUGAAUUCUCACCGAGUUUGUGGAGCAUGACAAACGCGGUUUUCCGUUCAAAAUCGAGCUCUAAUCUAACGAAAAUUGUCUGUCAUCAAUUUCAUUGUCAAACAAAACAAACGCCCGAAGAUAAAGAUCUAGAUAUGGCACGAGGUUAUUGCCUAUUACCGAUUCCUGAUAAUCAAAAGACUAGUGUUCUUGAAAUGUUUCCUAAGGAGACAGCAUUUGAACAUAUCAGAAACCAUAGAACAUAUCAAAUAGUUGAAAAGUUCAAGAAUUCUGUUUGCAAAGUGUGUGAGAACAAAAGGCCGAAAUUUGAGCUGAUGAAAGAAUUCACAUAUGUGGAGCUGCAUGAAGCAACGCAUGGUUUUUCGCUGAAGAAUUUUUUAUCGGAAGGUGGAUUUGGUUCGGUUUAUUGGGGAAAGAUGCAAGGACUCAAGAUUGCUGUUAAGAAACAUAAGUUUGCAAGUCUUCAAGGAGAGAAGGAAUUCAAAUCUGAAGUUAAUGCACUAAGCAAAGCAAUACAUGAAAAUGUGGUCAUGCUGCUAGGUUCUUGUUCCGAGGGAAAUAACAGAUUUCUUGUAUACGAAUUUGUUUGCAAUGGUUCACUUGAUCAACAUUUAUCGGAACACUCAAGAAAGCCUCUUACUUGGCCAGACAGGAUCAAAGUAGCUAUUGGAGCUGCAAAAGGCUUAUUGUAUUUGCAUGAGAAUAACAUAAUACAUAGAGAUGUGAGACCGAGUAACAUUCUUGUCACACAUGAUUAUGAAGCAAUGCUGGGAGAUUUUGGUCUGGCUCGAACGGAACAAAUGGAUUCAGUGUACUCAACAGAUGUUGUUGGAACUUUAGGAUAUAUGGCACCAGAAUAUGCAGAAUCUGGUAAAGUAUCAACCAAAUCAGAUGUGUAUUCUUUUGGCGUUGUGCUUCUUCAGCUUAUAACAGGAAUGAGGACCACAGACAAAAAGAUCGGGCACAAAAGUCUUGUGGGAUGGGCUAGGCCAUUGCUAAAGGAAAGGAACUAUCCAGAUCUAAUUGAUGAAAGGAUGAUGGAUACCUAUGAUUGCCAUCAGCUUUUUUGGAUGAUUCGUUUAGCCGAAAAAUGUCUCACCAGGGAUCCUCAUAAGCGUUUACCAAUGGAUACAGUGGUUAGUGCAUUAACUCAUAUAGUAGAAGGCAGCACAUGUAGCAUGGUACUGAGAGACUGUUCUCCAGCACGGUCUGAUUCAUCUUAUGACAUGUCAGAAUCUCCUAUGUCAGGUGUCUCACCAGAAUCAGAAGAUGAAGAAGAUGGAAUUGUCUGUGUAGGAUGCAACACAGUUAACUUGCGACCUCCACCAUCUCCUCCAUUAGGAAGCACUUCAUGGAGUAGUACAUCAAGCACAUGUGUUCACAUGGCUGAAUGA
Vicia faba (fava bean) is the source of this 1914-nucleotide messenger RNA. The record is from the annotation of a GenBank genome assembly. NCBI's taxonomy places the organism in Eukaryota, Viridiplantae, Streptophyta, Magnoliopsida, Fabales, Fabaceae.